This is a messenger RNA of Tupaia belangeri chinensis (Chinese tree shrew), 10499 nucleotides long. RefSeq names its product ATP binding cassette subfamily A member 1 (gene ABCA1). Lineage: Eukaryota; Metazoa; Chordata; Mammalia; Scandentia; Tupaiidae. The transcript has 51 exons. Gene Ontology annotation, cellular component: intracellular membrane-bounded organelle; membrane. The coding region runs from base 333 to 7190 and encodes 2285 amino acids. The record is from RefSeq and is a predicted model, not a curated record. Gene Ontology annotation, molecular function: ABC-type transporter activity; lipid carrier activity; ATP binding. Gene Ontology annotation, biological process: transmembrane transport; lipid transport.
AAAAACCAGUAAUUCCGAGGGAGAGUGAGUGGGGCCGGGACCCGCUGAGCUGGGCCGACACCUCUCUCCUCCGGUGCUGGUGGGCAGGGCAGGGCAGGGCAGGGGCUCCGCAGAACGCGCGCCUCCAGAACCAGCUUUUCGGGGCGCUUUGCUCCCUGUUCCCCUCCUUCUCUCCCUUCUUUUCCUCCCCUUCUCCGGUUUGUCCAGGGGUGGGGGAAAGAGACGCAAACACAAAAGUGGAAAACAGUUAAUGACCAGCCACAGUGUCCCUGCCGCAAGCUCCAGCCACUGCCUGCAAGGGCUCUUGGGGCUGUGCUGCUGGCUGAGGUAACAUGGCUUGUUGGCCUCAGCUGAGGUUGCUGCUGUGGAAGAAUCUCACCUUCAGAAGAAGGCAAACAUGUCAACUGUUGCUGGAAGUCGCCUGGCCUCUAUUUAUCUUCCUGAUCCUGAUAUCUGUUCGGCUGAGCUACCCCCCCUAUGAACAACAUGAAUGUCACUUUCCAAACAAAGCCAUGCCCUCUGCAGGAACACUUCCUUGGGUUCAGGGAAUUAUCUGUAAUGCCAAUAACCCCUGUUUCCGUUAUCCGACUCCUGGUGAAGCUCCUGGGGUUGUUGGAAACUUUAACAAAUCCAUUGUGUCUCGCCUGUUCUCAGAUGCUCGGAGACUUCUUUUAUACAGCCAGAAAGACACCAGCAUGAAAGACAUACAUAAAGUUUUGAGGACAUUAAAACAGAUUGAGAACUCCAGUCCAACAUUGAAUACCAUCUUCCCUGAGGAUUCAGCCAUCUCAGUGAAGUGGACAACAGCUCUCCUUGAAGGGUUGAAGCUUCAAGAUUUCCUGGUGGACAAUGAAACCUUCUCUGGACUCCUGUAUAACAACCUGUCUCUCCCAAGGCCGACUGUGGACAAGAUGCUGAGGGCUAAUGUCAGUCUCCACAAGGUGUUUUUACAAGGCUACCAGUUACAUUUGACUAGUCUGUGCCAUGGAUCAAAAUUAGGAGAAGUGAUUCAACUUGGUGACCACGAAAUUUCUGAGCUUUGUGGCUUACCAAGGGAGCAGCUGGAGACAGCCGAGCAAGUCCUUCGUUCCAACAUGGACAUUCUGAAGCCAGUCCUGGUAGGACUCAACUCUACAUCUCCUGUCAUGAGCAAGGAACUGGCUGAAGCCACAAAAACUUUGCUGCAGAGUCUUGGGACUCUGGCCCAAGAGGUGUUCACCAUGAGGAGCUGGAGUGACAUGCGGCAGGAGGUGAUGUUUCUGACCAACGUGAACAGCUCCAGUUCUUCCACCCAGAUAUACCAGGCUGUGUCCCGCAUCGUCUGUGGCCAUCCCGAGGGGGGUGGGCUGAAGAUCAAGUCCCUCAACUGGUAUGAGGACAACAACUACAAAGCCCUGUUUGGAGGCAACGGCACCGAUGAAGAUGCUGACACUUUCUAUGACAACUCUACAACCCCUUAUUGCAAUGAUAUGAUGAAGAAUUUGGAAUCCAGUCCUCUUUCCCGCAUUAUUUGGAAAGCUCUCAAGCCCCUGCUUGUUGGAAAGAUCCUGUAUACACCUGACACUCCAGUCACAAGGCAGGUUAUGGCUGAGGUGAACAAGACCUUCCAGGAACUGGCUGUAUUCCAUGAUCUGGAAGGCAUGUGGGAAGAAGUCAGCCCCAAGAUCUGGACCUUCAUGGAGAACAGCCAAGAAAUGGAUCUUGUCCGGACGCUGUUGGAUAGCAGAGGCAAUGACCACUUUUGGGAACAACAGUUGAAUGGUUUAGAUUGGACAGUCCAAGACAUCAUGGCUUUUCUGGCCAAGCAUCCAGAAGAUGUCCAGUCUGUUAAUGGCUCUGUGUAUACCUGGAGGGAAGCUUUCAAUGAGACUAGCCAGGCUGUCCGGACCAUAUCUCGCUUCAUGGAGUGUGUCAACUUGAACAAGCUGGAGCCAAUAGCAACAGAAGUCUGGCUCAUCAACAAGUCUAUGGAGCUACUGGAUGAGAGGAAGUUCUGGGCUGGUAUCGUGUUUACUGGAAUUGCUCCAGGCAGUGUGGUGUUGCCUCAUCAUGUCAAGUACAAGAUCCGAAUGGACAUUGACAAUGUGGAGAGGACGAAUAAAAUCAAGGAUGAGUACUGGGACCCUGGCCCUCGGGCCGACCCUUUUGAGGAUAUGCGGUAUAUCUGGGGUGGCUUUACCUACUUGCAAGAUGUGGUGGAGCAGGCAAUCAUUAGGGUCCUGACAGGCACCCAGAAGAAAACUGGUGUCUACAUGCAACAGAUGCCCUAUCCCUGUUAUGUUGAUGACAUCUUCCUGCGGGUGAUGAGCCGAUCCAUGCCCCUCUUCAUGACACUGGCCUGGAUUUACUCUGUGGCUGUGAUCAUCAAAAGCAUAGUGUACGAGAAGGAGGCACGGCUGAAGGAGAUCAUGCGGAUCAUGGGCCUGGACAAUGGCAUCCUCUGGUUUAGCUGGUUUAUCAGUAGCCUCAUCCCUCUGCUUGUGAGCGCUGGCCUGCUGGUGGUCAUCCUGAAGUUAGGAAACCUGCUGCCCUACAGCGACCCCAGUGUGGUCUUUGUCUUCCUGUCGGUGUUCGCGGCAGUGACCAUCCUGCAGUGCUUCCUGAUUAGCACACUCUUCUCUAGAGCCAACCUGUCUGCAGCCUGUGGAGGCAUCAUUUACUUCAUGCUAUACCUACCCUAUGUCCUGUGCGUGGCGUGGCAGGACUACGUGGGCUUCAUACCCAAGAUCUUUGUGAGUCUGCUGUCUCCUGUGGCUUUUGGUUUUGGCUGUGAAUACUUUGCCCUUUUUGAGGAGCAGGGCAUUGGGGUGCAAUGGGACAACCUCUUCGAGAGCCCCGUGGAGGGAGAUGGCUUCAAUCUCACCACUUCAGUCUCCAUGAUGCUGUUUGACGCCUUCCUCUAUGGGGUGAUGACAUGGUACAUUGAAGCUGUCUUUCCAGGUCAAUAUGGAAUUCCCAGACCCUGGUAUUUUCCUUGCACCAAGUCCUACUGGUUUGGGGAGGAAAGCGACGAGAAAAGCCACCCUGGGUCGAGCCAGAAGGGAAAGUCAGAAAUUUGCAUGGAGGAGGAACCCACUCACCUGAAGCUGGGCGUGUCUAUUCAGAACCUGGUAAAAGUUUACCGAGAUGGCAUGAAGGUGGCUGUUGAUGGCCUGGCACUGAAUUUUUAUGAAGGCCAGAUCACCUCUUUCCUGGGCCACAACGGAGCGGGGAAAACGACCACCAUGUCAAUCCUAACUGGGUUGUUCCCUCCCACCUCGGGCACUGCCUACAUCCUGGGGAAAGACAUUCGGUCUGAGAUGAACAUCAUUCGGCAGAACCUGGGGGUCUGUCCCCAGCAUAACGUGCUAUUUGACAUGCUGACUGUCGAAGAGCACAUCUGGUUCUACGCUCGUCUAAAAGGACUCUCAGAGAAGCAUGUGAAAGCAGAGAUGGAACAGAUGGCCCUGGAUGUUGGUUUGCCGCCCAGCAAGUUGAAAAGCAAAACAAGUCAAUUGUCAGGUGGAAUGCAGAGAAAGCUGUCUGUAGCCUUGGCCUUUGUGGGUGGAUCCAAAGUUGUCAUUCUGGAUGAGCCCACAGCAGGCGUGGACCCUUACUCCCGCAGGGGAAUAUGGGAAUUGCUGCUGAAAUACCGACAAGGCCGUACCAUUAUUCUCUCUACGCAUCACAUGGAUGAAGCAGACAUCCUGGGGGACAGGAUUGCCAUCAUUUCCCAUGGGAAGCUGUGCUGUGUGGGCUCCUCCCUGUUUCUGAAGAACCAGUUAGGAACAGGAUACUACCUGACCCUAGUCAAGAAAGAUGUGGAAUCCUCCCUCAGUUCCUGCAGAAGCAGCAGUAGCACUGUGUCGUACCUGAAGAAGGUCGUGCCUGAGCUUCCCCCAGCUGGGCAGAGUGGAGGCAGAGGAGGAGAGGUGCAGAGGCUGGUGGCGCUGACUCAAGAUGUUUCUGCUAUCUCUAACCUCAUCAGGAAGCAUGUAUCGGAAGCCCGCCUGGUGGAGGACAUUGGGCAUGAGCUGACCUACGUGCUGCCGUAUGAAGCUGCUAAGGAGGGAGCCUUUGUGGAACUCUUCCAUGAGAUUGAUGACCGGCUCUCAGACCUGGGCAUCUCUAGUUAUGGCAUCUCAGAGACUACCCUAGAAGAAAUAUUCCUUAAAGUGGCUGAAGAGAGUGGGGUGGAUGCUGAGACCUCAGAUGGUACUUUGCCAGCAAGACGAAAUAGACGGGUCUUUGGAGACAAGCAGAGUUGUCUUCGCCCAUUCACAGAAGAUGAUGCCGUUGAUCCAAAUGAUUCUGACAUAGACCCAGAAUCCAGAGAGACAGAUUUUCUCAGUGGGAUGGAUGGCAAAGGCUCCUACCAGGUCAAGGGCUGGAAACUCACACAGCAACAGUUUGUGGCUCUUUUAUGGAAGAGGUUGCUGAUUGCCAAACGGAGUCGGAAAGGAUUUUUCGCUCAGAUCGUCCUGCCAGCUGUGUUUGUCUGCAUUGCCCUGGUGUUCAGCCUGAUUGUACCACCUUUUGGCAAGUACCCCAGCCUGGAACUUCAGCCUUGGAUGUACAAUGAGCAGUACACAUUUGUCAGUAAUGAUGCCCCUGAGGACAUGGGCACACAGGAGCUCUUGAAGGCCCUCACCAAAGACCCUGGCUUCGGGACUCGGUGUAUGGAAGGGAACCCGAUCCCAGACAUGCCCUGCUUGGCGGGAGAGGAGGAAUGGACUACUGCCUCAGUUCCCCAGACCAUCAUGGACCUCUUCCAAAAUGGGAACUGGACAAUGGAGAACCCCUCACCGACCUGCCAGUGUAGCAAUGACAAAAUCAAGAAGAUGCUGCCCGUGUGUCCCCUGGGUGCUGGGGGGCUACCUCCUCCACAAAGAAAACAGAACACUGCAGACAUCCUACAGAAUCUGACAGGAAGAAACAUUUCUGAUUACCUGGUGAAGACAUAUGUGCAGAUUAUCGCCAAAAGCUUAAAGAACAAGGUCUGGGUGAAUGAGUUUAGGUAUGGUGGAUUUUCCCUGGGUGUCAGUAAUUCUCAAGUACUUCCUUCAAGUCAAGAAGUUAAUGAUGCCAUCAGGCAAGUGAAGAAACACUUGCAGCUGGCCAAGGACAGCUCUGCAGAUCGAUUUCUCAAUAGUUUGGGAAGCUUCAUGAUAGGACUGGACACUAAAAAUAAUGUCAAGGUGUGGUUCAAUAACAAGGGAUGGCAUGCCAUUAGCUCUUUCCUAAAUGUCAUCAACAAUGCCAUUCUCCGGGCCAACUUGCAGAAGGGAGAGAAUCCUAGCCAUUAUGGGAUUACUGCUUUCAAUCACCCCCUGAAUCUCACCAAGCAGCAGCUCUCAGAAGUGGCUCUAAUGACCACAUCAGUGGAUGUCCUUGUGUCCAUCUGUGUCAUCUUUGCGAUGUCUUUUGUCCCAGCCAGCUUUGUUGUGUUCCUGAUACAGGAGCGGGUCAGCAAAGCAAAGCACCUGCAGUUCAUCAGUGGAGUGAAGCCUGUCAUUUACUGGCUCUCCAAUUUUGUGUGGGACAUGUGCAAUUAUGUGGUCCCUGCCACGCUGGUCAUUAUUAUCUUCAUCUGCUUCCAGCAGAAGUCCUAUGUGUCUUCCACCAACCUGCCUGUUCUCGCCCUUCUACUUUUGCUGUAUGGGUGGUCAAUCACACCUCUCAUGUAUCCAGCCUCCUUCGUGUUCAAGAUCCCCAGCACAGCCUAUGUAGUACUCACCAGUGUGAACCUAUUUAUUGGCAUCAAUGGCAGCGUGGCCACUUUCGUGCUAGAGCUCUUCACCAACAAUAAGUUGAAUAACAUAAAUGAUAUCCUGAAGUCUGUAUUUUUGAUCUUCCCACAUUUCUGUCUGGGACGAGGGCUCAUUGACAUGGUGAAAAACCAGGCUAUGGCUGAUGCCCUGGAAAGGUUUGGGGAGAAUCGCUUUGUGUCACCACUCUCUUGGGACUUGGUGGGACGAAACCUCUUCGCUAUGGCAGUGGAAGGGGUAGUGUUCUUUCUUAUUACUGUUCUGAUACAGUACAGAUUCUUCAUCAGGCCCAGACCGGUAAAUGCAAAGCUUACUCCUUUGAAUGAUGAGGAUGAAGAUGUAAGGCGGGAAAGACAGCGAAUUCUUGAUGGUGGAGGACAGAAUGACAUCUUGGAAAUCAAGGAGUUGACUAAGAUAUAUAGAAGGAAGAGGAAGCCUGCUGUUGACAGGAUUUGUGUUGGCAUUCCUCCUGGUGAGUGCUUUGGACUUCUGGGAGUUAAUGGUGCUGGAAAAUCAUCAACUUUUAAGAUGUUAACUGGAGAUACCACUGUUACCAGAGGAGAUGCUUUCCUUAAUAAAAAUAGCAUCUUAUCAAACAUCCAUGAAGUACAUCAGAACAUGGGCUACUGCCCUCAGUUUGAUGCCAUCACAGAGCUGCUGACUGGGAGAGAGCAUGUGGAAUUCUUUGCCCUCCUGAGAGGUGUUCCAGAAAAAGAAGUUGGCAAGGUUGGUGAGUGGGCAAUUCGGAAACUGGGCCUCGUGAAGUAUGGAGAAAAAUAUGCCGGUAACUACAGUGGAGGCAACAAGCGCAAGCUCUCAACAGCCAUGGCUUUGAUUGGCGGGCCUCCUGUGGUGUUUCUGGAUGAACCAACCACAGGCAUGGAUCCCAAAGCCCGGCGAUUCUUGUGGAAUUGUGCCCUAAGUAUCAUCAAGGAGGGGAGAUCAGUGGUGCUUACAUCCCAUAGUAUGGAAGAAUGUGAAGCUCUUUGCACUAGGAUGGCAAUUAUGGUCAAUGGGAGGUUCAGGUGUCUUGGCAGUGUCCAACAUCUGAAAAAUAGGUUCGGAGAUGGUUAUACAAUAGUUGUACGGAUAGCAGGGUCCAACCCUGACCUGAAGCCUGUCCAGGAGUUCUUUGAACGCGCCUUUCCAGGAAGCGUCCUGAAAGAGAAACACCGGAACAUGCUACAAUACCAGCUUCCAUCUUCAUUAUCUUCUUUGGCCAGGAUAUUCAGCAUCCUCUCUCAGAGCAAAAAGCAGCUCCACAUAGAGGACUACUCUGUUUCUCAGACAACACUUGACCAAGUAUUUGUGAACUUUGCCAAGGACCAAAGUGAUGAUGACCACUUAAAGGACCUGUCAUUACACAAAAACCAGACAGUAGUAGAUGUUGCAGUUCUCACAUCUUUUCUACAGGAUGAGAAAGUGAAAGAAAGUUAUGUAUGAAGAAUCCUGUGCAUACAGGUGGCUGAAAGUAAGGAGGAACUAGACCUUCUUUUGCAUCAUGAUAAGUGUUCCAGAGGAAAGAGCCAGAAGUUUUUGUGAGAAGAAGUAAACUGGAUACUGUACUGAUACUCUUCAAUGCAAUGCAAUUCAAUGCAAUGAAAACAAAAUUCCAUUACAGGGGCAGUGCCUUUGUAGCCUAUGUCUUUUAUGGCUCUCAAGUGAAAGACUUGAAUUUAGUUUAUUAACUAUACCUAUGUGAAACUGUACUAUGAAACCCAGUGGACAUAUGGGUUUGAAAUCAUACUUUUUUUGUUCCUGUGUAUUCUUAUCGGGGUUGCAACGAUAGUUCACCAAGUAAUCAUGGCCAGUGAUAUAAAAAUCAAAGGGCAAGCACAUCCUCACUCAUUAAGCCAUGCCAUGUCAGGAGAAUGGUUUCCCGGUGACGCAUCCAUUGCUGGCAGUGAGUGUGCCAGAAUUACCAGUGCCAAGUUGCUCAGAAGUCUGAAGCACCAUGGUGUGUCAUGUAUACUUUUGUAAAAGCUGCUCUACUCAGUGUCUAUCGACGUCAUUAAACAUCAGGUGACAAAAUGGUGCCAUUGUGUAGCUAAAAUGCUUUGAUUCUCUUUGAUGAGCUGUUCCGAUGGCAGAUAUCCUCUAGAUACAGGAAACUUGAUUCCAUUGUUACAUUGUCCUGUGCUUAGAGUUAUGAGUCUCAGACAUCUUUCUGGGUCUCUUUCCAUAUAGAUCCUGAUAAGAAAUAUCAGCAGCCAGACUGAUGGAGCUAUAAGCUGCUGAGCCCUGGGCAUGGAUUACAGAGAUGGGAUAUUUAAACCUAGGGAGGUUUUUCCCAUUUGUCCUGACUGUUUACUAACACGGUACACUGCAUCUCAGCAUCUUUGUUAUUUGACACGCGUGUAGUAUUAUUUCUGACUUUUUGAAUUAAUGUAUAAAAAUUAAAAGAUAGAGUUGUAUUUUGACAAAAGUAUUUGUACUUGUAAUGUUAUUUGGAAUUUUAAGUUCUGUGACUUCUACAAACCUAGAACGGCCUCUUUUUAGAACCCUGUGGCACAGAGGAGUGUGGCCACAUUGCCUCACUAGCUUUAUUUUCUUAUGUACUUCUGCAGAUUGAUCACCUAACUAGUGCCUAGCGACUAGAAGACAAUGUGGUGGUCAAGAGCAUAUGAAUUUUUUAAAUAUUAUUUAAUGCUCUUAAUCUCAAUUCAUCAACCUAGUAUUUUUUGAGUGUAUGCUAUAGCUGAAUGAGUAUGCAUGUAUGGAUAGGGGUGGAGAUUAAGUCUCGGCAGAUUUCCUGUGCCAUAUUCUUCAGCUAACUGGUUUACAAAUAAAUUCAAGUUGUUUUGCUGUGGUUAUGGGAGUCCACUGAAAGUAUAUUGGGCAGCAUUUUUCCCCCCUUUCUUUUUAAAUAGUAACAUUGCAAAAGCCAAGAAAGUAUGUAUAAAGGUCACAAAACUAAACAAUGAAUUCUUUCACAAAGAAAUAGCUAUCUUGGAAACUUUGUUGAAUAGUAUACCACAUGCUUAUGAGAUUUGGUAUCUUCAAAUCACUGGUUUUGCAGAUGUUAGAUACUCCAUUAAAUGUGACAGCAGUCACCAAUCAACCAUGAAAAAAAUAAAAACACCAAAUGCUCCCAUGGUGGGAUAUUUUCAGACUCCUUUAAAUCAGUCUUUCUUUUUUUUUAUCAGUAAACAAUUCAUAAACAUUAAUGCUUACUACUUUUUUAGUCAGUUAACAUUAAUGCUUAAUGUCAUCUGUCUUGAGACAAAACAAAAAUAUGAGAGAACUACUAUUUGGCAAAUUGCAAGUGAUCAUUCAGUAUCAUUACUAAUUUCAACUUUUUCUAGAAGUGACAUAUCAACUUCAAAGAUAUAAGAUUAUAGAUUUAUUUCAAAUUAACCUUCUAUAUUUUUUAAUUUAUAGAAUUUGUUACAUAACUUACUGCUUGAAAAGAAAAACUGUUUUAGAAAUCAGUAUAAAUAUUAUUUUUAAAAAUAAGUAAUGAAGGCACAUUUCUAGUAACUAUUGGCAUAACAUUGUAUAACACUUUAUGUUUUCUUCAGAGAUAUUAAAUGAGACACUAUUUUAUGAAUUUUAUAUUUUUCAAAAUCAAAUUUUUGUUGGUUUUCCUGUUUCACUAUAAUCAUGUUCCAGUUUCUCAUUACAUUAAGUCCAUGAGCAUCUCCUUUCUUCAAUUACUCUGUGACUUCAAAACCACAUUUAAAAAAAAGAAAAGGCACUGUGAAUAUUUUGGAAAAAAUACAACAUUUUAAUAUAGAUUUAAAGUGAUCUCUUCUGAAGCUAGAAAUAUCUAGUUAUAGACAUACUUUGUUAAAGUUGAGUCAUUACCUUUUAGACUAUUCAAAUAGUAAUCUUUUAAAUUUUCCUGUGUAAAACUAAUUGUGGUAGAAUUUUUUUUUACCAUCUCUAUGUUCAAUCUAAUAAAAAUUUUAGAUAGUCACUGUGGAUAUGUACUUAUGGAAAUUUCAGAAAUUCUCAAAAGAACUGUUCAAAGAUUUCUGCUUUUGCAUCUUUUGGGCACUUUGGGAAUCUUACUAACAACUGUGAAUUUGAAAAAUACAAAAGAAAGUAACAAGCCCUCUCUAUAUAAAUGCCCAGCAUAAUUCAUUGUUAAAAAACAAAACAAAAAACAACCAAACCUCAAACUACUGUACUUCAGUAUCUGUACUGAAAACAUAUGUGUUGUGACUAUUAAAUGUUGCACAUCAUUCAUUCACUGUAUAUUAAUCAUUGACUAAAGGGAUUUGUACAUGUUUUCUUCUUGUGGUUGUAUAUAUCAGGUAAAAAAUUUUCCAAAGAGCCAUGUGUCAUGUAAUACUGAACCACUUUGAUACUGAGAUAUUAAUUUGUACUCUUGUUACUAUUUACUAGUAAUGUAAUACUAUAGUAAUAUUAUUCUAAUUCUUUUCAAAAUUGUUGCAUCUCUUUUUUUAUAGAAUGUUUAUAUUCCAUAAGGAUUAGUUAUGUUGUUGUCCCUUCUUACAGCCUAUGAUGAAGCCCCUUUUUGUGCUUUCCUCUUUAUCUUUGGCCCUUCUUUAUCAUUGGCCCUUCAUUCCAAGCACUUUAUGCUAUCUGUAAUGGGAUCUAUUUUUGCACUGGAAUACCUGAGAAUUGCAAAACCAGACAGAGGUUUCACAAUACAUUUCUAAGUUAAAUCAUUUUCAUUAAAAGGAAAAAAAGAAAAAAAUAUGUAUUGUCAAUAACUUUAUAAGAAGUAUUAAAAAGGCAUAUUUCUAUGUUGUAAUGAGUCACAAAAUAAAGCUGUGACAGUUC